Messenger RNA from Chironomus riparius, 945 nucleotides. The record is from the annotation of a GenBank genome assembly. NCBI's taxonomy places the organism in Eukaryota, Metazoa, Arthropoda, Insecta, Diptera, Chironomidae.
AUGGAAUUCCAUAUAAUAAUACAAAUUACACCUGAAAACAUUGAAAAUAAAGAAUAUAUGUGCAAUGAAAUGAAUUGCAAGAAGAUUUUCAAUAAUGAACAGAAUCUCAAGAAGCACAUCAACUUACACUACAACGAGAUUGGAAAGUCAUCGAGAAUUGUCUAUCAAUACAGUUGUCCAAUCAAUUCGUGUCGUCGAUUUGUUGCAAAUGAAUAUUUUUCCUCUCGAAAGCACUUGAUUCAGCAUUUCUAUAAAGUCCACAACAGUGAGAAAUUUAGCUGUACAAAUGUAAACUGUGAUAAAAGAUUUUCUACGGAAAUUUUGAGGAAUAUGCAUUUAAAAAAUUGUGGAAAGACAUUUGAAUGUAAUUUUUGUAAGUCAACAUACAGUUCUGCUGAGGCUUUGCUGACUCAUCGGAGAAGAAAGAAUCAUUUGGAAAAUAAAAAGAAGAAAUCUGAAGAAACUCCAGCUAAGAAAAGUGUGUCCACAGCUACAUCAACAAGUGCUUCACAAACAUCACCCACCAAAGAAACUAGUCAGACGAAAGUCGUCACAUCUGAAUCAAAAUCAACAUUAACUGACAAUAUUUACACAAAUCAGCCAGCAACUUCCUCUUCAUCAUCAACAAAGUUGAUCAAAAAUUCAUCAACAUCUACUGAUGAUUUUAUGAAAGAAGACAAUUCCAACAGUCUUUCAUCCACUUCUAGUCAAAAUAAGACAACAAAUGUCAACUGGAUGUCCACUGGAGGAUUUGAGGAAGAUUCUGUGACUUUAUUUGAUAAUGAUAUAAAAAUGGAAUUUUAUUCUGCUGAAACACAGACAGAUUUUAGUGAAAAUUUGUUCAAUAACAACUAUACGCAGACAACAUUUGCUGAUUUUUAUGAUUUUGAGAAGUUUGACAGUCAAACGCAGACCAAUUGGGAUGAAUUUAAUCAAGGUUUUUGA